Messenger RNA from Closterium sp. Naga37s-1, 274 nucleotides. The record is from the annotation of a GenBank genome assembly. NCBI's taxonomy places the organism in Eukaryota, Viridiplantae, Streptophyta, Zygnematophyceae, Desmidiales, Closteriaceae.
GGCUUCUCCUCAGCACCUGGAGACUGCCUGGCGUUCAUGUGCCAACGCCUUGUCCCCUUCAUAUACUCACGUCGCACUCACCCCUCGCACCCAUUCCUUCUUUCUCCCACUCCUGCUGCAGGGCUUCUCCUCAGCGCCUAGGGACUGCCUGGCGUUCAUGUGCUACCGAGCAGCAGGGGAGAGCAGCGGGGAGGAGCGGCGGGAGUGGGUGGAGAGAGGCUUGGCAGCUGCCGUGAGUGAGAGUGCACGGGCAAGACUGCGAGAGCUGCAGUAG